This is a messenger RNA of Knipowitschia caucasica, 864 nucleotides long. Lineage: Eukaryota; Metazoa; Chordata; Actinopteri; Gobiiformes; Gobiidae. The record is from the annotation of a GenBank genome assembly.
AUGUACGCUGUGAGCAAAGGAGUGUACUAUGUCCAGCUGGAGGAUGACAUCGUGGCUAAGCCCAACUAUUUUGCCACCAUGAAGAACUUUGCGCUGCAGCUCUCGUCGGAAGACUGGAUGAUUCUGGAGUUCUCUCAGCUGGGAUUCAUCGGCAAAAUGUUCCAGGCUCCAGAUCUGAACCUUAUAGUAGAGUUUAUUUUUAUGUUUUACAAAGAAAAGCCUAUAGACUGGCUUCUCGACCACAUUCUCUGGGUCAAAGUCUGCAAUCCGGAGAAAGAUGCGAAACACUGUGAAAGACAAAAGUCCAGUCUUCGGAUACGAUUUAGACCCUCACUAUUUCAACACGUGGGACUUCAUUCGUCUCUUGCAGGAAAAAUCCAAAAGCUCACAGACAAGGAUUUCUUAAAACCUCUGCUUCACAAAAUGCACAUCAACCCCCCUGCUGAGGUUUCCACUUCUAUGAAGGUGUACCAGGGCCACACUCUGGAGAAAACCUAUUUGGGAGAAGACUUUUUCUGGGUUGUGACGCCGAAGGCCGGAGAUUACGUUCUGUUCAAGUUUGACCGGCCUCUUAGCAUAGAGAGGUUCCUGUUUCGUAGUGGAAACCAGGAGCACCCUGGGGACAAGAUUGAAAACACAACAGUGGAAGUUCUGCCUGUGUCGGAGGCGGGACUUCAGCUGAAAGACAAGUAUAAGCGCACUGAAGAUCGCUUUUACAGGAUUGGUCAGUUUGAGAAAGGCGUCGCCGAAGGAGUGGUACAUCCAUCUCUCAAUCCUGUGUUGGCACUUCGGCUUUCAGUGCUCAAGGACUCAGCCGUGUGGGCAAUCGUUAGUGAAAUCCAUAUUAAGAGAAUAGCAGUGUAA